AUGCCUGACCCCGACACUGGCCGUGCCUGUUCCCUGUGCUGGCCAUGCCUGUCUCCUGCCCUGUCCCUUGCGCUGGCUGUGCCUGUCCCCUGCCCAGUUCCCUGCGCCAGCUGUGCCUGUCCCCUGUUCCCCCUCUGCUCCGUCCCCACACUGGCCGUGCCCGGUCCCCUGCGCUGGCCGUGCCCGUCUCCGCCCGGCGCCGCCGCGCCCGGGGCCGCGCUGCCCCUCGCUACAGACUCUAUUAAUAAAGGUGUCGCCGCCCGCGGGGCGCUGGGGCCGGUGGCGUCGGGGGAAGGGGAAGGAAGGGGGAGGGGCCGGACGGGUGGCUUGGCCGGUCAGCUGACCGGUCACGUGACACGCGGGGUCCGCUGGCGGCUCCGUGAGUGCGGGGCGGGGGGCGGAGGGGGCGGCCGGCACCGUCGGAGCGGGCGCCGCGCGGGCCGGGCCCGCGCCCGCUGUCCUGCCCAGCCGUGGCCUGGCCUGCCCGGAGCCGGUGCCGCUCCUGCACCGGCGCCCUGGGCGUGGGCGGGACGGGAAGCUCUGGCGCCCUUAAAAGCGAGACUGGCAGCGGCCCCGGGGACGGGUAGCCAGCGAGCCGGGACCGGCUGCGGGUGCCACGGGGACAGGAGGCUUCGGCAGCGCUGGUGCUCGCAGGCCCCGGGACCCACCAGGGGCCGCGGAGGGGCCAUGGGGGCCGCCAGCGCCCUGGGCUGGCGGCUGCUGCUGCUGCUGCAGGCCGUGAACUGGGCCGCAGGUGCCCGGCCCUGCAGCCCCAAGUACUUCGGCCGCGAUGCCAUGGUGUGUGUCUGCAACGCCACGUACUGCGACACGCUGGACCCCGUCGUCCUGCCGGCCCCGGGCACCUACGUCAAGUACGAGAGCAGCAAGGCCGGGAAGCGGCUGGAGCGCAGCCAGGGCAGCUUCCAGCACAGCCUGCACGCCCCAGAUCUCAUCUUGACUGUGGACAUGACCCAGCGGUACCAGCAUGUGAAGGGCUUCGGUGGCUCCGUCACUGAUGCAGCUGCCAUUAACAUCCUUUCCCUGCCAGCAACAGCCCAGGACCACCUGCUCCGCUCGUACUUCUCUGAGGAAGGGCUGGAGUACAACCUUGUCCGGAUCCCCAUGGCCAGCUGUGACUUCUCCCUUGAUGCCUACACUUAUGAUGAUGUUCCCUUUGACUAUGAACUCACCCACUUCAGCCUGCGAGAUGAGGACACAAAGCUAAAGAUCCCCAUCCUGCACCGAGCCUUGGCCAUGAGCAAGCAGCAGCUGUCGCUGUAUGCGAGCCCCUGGACAUCCCCAACAUGGAUGAAGACCAGUGAGUCCUUUGUGGGGAAGGGGACACUGAAGGGGCAGGCAGGGGACAAGUAUCACAAGACCUGGGCCAACUACUUUGUACGGUUCCUGGAUGAAUAUGCCAAGCACAACCUGACCUUCUGGGCAGUGACAGCAGAGAACGAGCCCACAGCCGGGCUGAUCAACAACUACCCCUUCCAGUGCCUGGGCUUCACAGCUGAGCAGCAGCGGGACUUCAUCGCGCAGGACCUGGGCCCUGCCUUGGCCAACAGCUCCCACCACAAAGUCCAGCUCAUCAUCCUGGAUGACAAUCGGCUCCACCUCCCACACUGGGCCAAAGUGGUUCUGGAGGAUGUGAAAGCGGCUCGUUAUAUCCAUGGCAUUGGCAUCCACUGGUACCUGGACUUCAUCGGUCCCAUACAAGACACGGUGGUGCCCACUCACGAGCUCUUCCCUGACUACUUCAUCCUGGCCACAGAGGCGUGUAUCGGGGCCCACUUCUGGGAGCGGGAUGUUAUCCUGGGCUGCUGGGAGCGGGGGAACCAGUACAGCCACAGCAUCCUGACGAACCUGAACCACUUUGUGGCCGGUUGGACUGACUGGAACCUGGCCCUAGACCUGGAGGGAGGCCCCAACUGGGUCAAGAACUAUGUGGACAGCCCCAUCAUUGUGGAUGCCAGUGAAGGCAUCUUCUACAAGCAACCCAUGUUCUACCACAUGGGGCACUUCAGCAAGUUCAUCCCUGAGGGCUCCCAGCGCGUGGGUCUUGUUGCCUCCAGAGAGUCCAAGAAGACAGAUCUGGAGUACACGGCUUUCCUGCGCCCCGACGGUGCUGUGGUGGUGGUAGUUCUGAACCGGUCCCUGCAGAACAUCACCUUUGGGUUGGCUGAUACUGUUGGCCUCAUUGCGGCCGUGGCUCCAGCCAACUCCAUCCAGACCUACCUGUGGCAGCGGCAGUGAUGGAUGCCCAUGGCUGGCUAGGGAUGACCAAGCUGGACUGGGAGAGGAGCCCCAUGCUGCCUGCGCACUCGGGCCAGGGAGCAGGGAGGAGGUGGCUCACUGGUGUCUGUGCCGUGGUGGAGUGGAAGAAUGAGCCAUGCCAGGGAGUGCUGGGCAUGUGCAGGAGGGUCAGGGGCAUCAGCGCCCCUUGGGCUGGAGUUCCCACAGGCUCUGAACGCUGUUUUCUGCUGCUCCAACAUUAAAAACUGAUGCUGCCUCUA
Apus apus (common swift) is the source of this 2516-nucleotide messenger RNA. Its product is annotated as lysosomal acid glucosylceramidase-like. The record is from RefSeq and is a predicted model, not a curated record. Gene Ontology annotation, molecular function: glucosylceramidase activity. Gene Ontology annotation, biological process: glucosylceramide catabolic process. The transcript has 11 exons. The coding region runs from base 1 to 2256 and encodes 751 amino acids. NCBI's taxonomy places the organism in Eukaryota, Metazoa, Chordata, Aves, Apodiformes, Apodidae.